AUGUCCUCGCAACACUUUGAGGGCGACUCCCAAAUGCUUGAUCUUGAUGCUCUUGAUGCUGAAGAUGGCGAUGAGUUGGGGCCACCUGUUGGCUUCGCAGUCAUGAACGAUGGAAGCACCCGGGGAACCUUGCCAGAAUUCCUCAGCCCCGUCACCGCCAGCCUUGCCGACAGCUUGCUCAGUCUCAUCAAGGACAACAAGAAUCAAGACAAGGAGGAGAAGUCUGUGGAGGGCAACAACGACAACAUGCAGGAGGAAGAGUGCGGAAAGGGGAAGAGCAAGGCAGAGGACAAGGGUGGCCAAGGAACAAACAACAGUGGUCAGGGCGCGUCCUCAUCAUCUACUAAGAAGACAAAGACCAAGAAGUGA
This is a messenger RNA of Effrenium voratum, 369 nucleotides long. The record is from the annotation of a GenBank genome assembly. Lineage: Eukaryota; Dinophyceae; Suessiales; Symbiodiniaceae.